UCAGUGUAUUAUCAGAGCAAGAGCUGUCGACUCGUGUUUGCUAUUCAUUAGCACGUAAUAUACCUUGAACAAUAUUUUCAUAUAAAAUGGCAACGAAAAAUUAUUACAACGAUGAUGUGAAAAAUAACGAAGUUUCUGAAACUACAGAAAAGGUUGACUACGAUCAACUGCUGACAUCUGCCGGCUCAUUUGGACGCUAUCAAGUUUUUCUGUUUUUUGCGACACUCCCAUUUUAUUUUUAUGGAGGAUUGACAUACUUUAGUCAACAAUUUAUGACAGAAACGUCUCCAAACCAUUGGUGCUGGAUUUCGGAAUUAGAAAACUUAACAAUAACUGAUCGCAGAACAUUAGCGAUACCAGAAGAUCCUGGUUCGCGGUUUGGUUAUUCAAGGUGCUAUGCAUACGCUGCAAAUUUUAGUGAAGUGUUAAAAACAGGAGAGAAGCCAAAUGCCUCCUGGCCAGUACAAACUUGUCAAAACGGGUGGGAGUUUGAUAAAUCAGAAAUACCAUAUCCAACAAUUUCUAGUGAGCUUGGUUGGGUCUGCGAAAAAGACAGUUACCAGGCAAAUGCACAAUCAAUUUUCUUUGUUGGCUCAAUAGUGGGAGGAUUCAUUAUAGGCUGGAUAGCGGAUCGUUAUGGAAGACUUCCAGCUGUUACUGCAAGUAAUAUGAUUGCUUUUGUAGCAGGUGUUGCUAGUGUUUUUGCAUCAAAUUUUAUGGAAUUUGCUAUUUGCCGUUUCUUUUUUGGUAUGUCUUAUGAUAACUGUAUGAUGUUAAUGUAUCUUCUAGUCAUAGAAUAUGUAGCUCCAAAAUAUAGAACAAUAAUAGCUAAUAUGUCAUUUGGCAUUUUUUUCACUUUGUGUAUUGUGGCAUUACCAUGGGUUAGCCUAGCAUGUGGUCAUUGGAAAACAAUUGGUUUAGUUACAAGUAUACCAAUGUUAUCAGCUAUUAUAUUUCCCUUUAUACUACCAGAGAGCCCUAGGUGGCUCCUUUCGAAGGGACGCAUCGACGAAGCAAUAAACAUAAUAAAAAGAAUCGGCGAAAUAAAUAAAAAAGAAAUAGCCCCAAAACUACUGGAGCAAUUUAAAAUUUCUUUAAAGAAAGAAGGUAAAGAAGAACAGCUGAGCAGUGUUGAGCUUUUAAAAAAUCCAGUUUUAAGAAAAGUUUUCCUAUGCACGUGUUUAAAUUACAUGUGUUGUAUGAUAAUUUUUGAUUCUUUAAUACGUACUCUUGGUUCAUUGGGAUUUGAUUUCUUUCUUUCGUUUACUCUCGUUUCAUUUACGGAAUUCCCUUCAUUAGUUAUUGUUGCUUUCGUACUGGAUUUAACUGGCAGGAAGUUUUUGUCUGUUAGUUCAUUGGGCUUUUGUUGUAUUUUUUGUAUCUUAGGUGUGUUCGUAGGAGAAGGAUUACCUUCUGUUAUUUGUACUAUAUUUGCUAGAUUUACUGUCAAUAUAGCCUGCAACACAGUCAUGCAAUGGGUAGUUGAGAUUUUGCCAACUCCUCUAAGGGGAUCGGGAGCUUCUAUUGUACAUAUAUGUGGCUAUGUAGCUACAGUUAUUUCACCAUACGUGGCGUACUCACACAAAUUAGUAUCUUGGCUUCCACUUUUUAUUAUGGGUGUCGUAGCGAUUAUUGGCUCAAUAUGCGCCCUUGUUUUGCCAGAAACAGCUGGAAAAGAGAUGCCUCAAACUUUACAAGAUGCAGAAGAUCUAAUAAGUAACACAAAGUUUUUUGAUGUACCUUUCCUUCGAAAGAAAUUAAACAAUACUAAAGAGGAAAAUAACCCUUCCUUUCAGAUGGAUUAAUUUGAUAUAAACUAGCAUAUUAUGUUUUAAUUAAUAUUAUAAGACUGUAUUUUAUUAAAUUUUCAUUAUAUUCAUUAAACUUACAAUGCAAAUUAAAAUUAAUAAUUCCUGUAAAUAAAGUUUGAAAUUGCACAA
This is a messenger RNA of Leptidea sinapis, 1940 nucleotides long. Its product is annotated as carcinine transporter-like. Gene Ontology annotation, biological process: transmembrane transport. The record is from RefSeq and is a predicted model, not a curated record. Gene Ontology annotation, cellular component: membrane. Lineage: Eukaryota; Metazoa; Arthropoda; Insecta; Lepidoptera; Pieridae. The transcript has a single exon. Gene Ontology annotation, molecular function: transmembrane transporter activity. The coding region runs from base 87 to 1805 and encodes 572 amino acids.